Messenger RNA from Apis laboriosa (Himalayan honeybee), 1981 nucleotides. Its product is annotated as outer dynein arm-docking complex subunit 4-like. The transcript is spliced from 6 exons. Gene Ontology annotation, molecular function: protein binding. Lineage: Eukaryota; Metazoa; Arthropoda; Insecta; Hymenoptera; Apidae. The record is from RefSeq and is a predicted model, not a curated record. Bases 1 to 1875 code for a protein of 624 amino acids.
AUGGACAAAUCUACAUUAUCAUUGAUCGGAAAUCCCAGGUUGGGGUUGAAGGAGGAGGAGGGCCCGUUGUUCUUCAGGGACGGUAUAGUUUAUCGAGAAUGGGGCUACAUCUUCGCGAGGCUCGAGAAAUUCCAUCUUGCGGAGUUAUAUUUCGACAAGGCGAUCAAACAGACCCAGGUCAACGAUCUGAGAACGUAUCUUGGGCUUGUCAAGGCACAGCUCGCCUACGCAAGGUUCAAAAGGGCGCUCAAGACCGAGGAAAAAUGCGUGGAGCUAGAUCCAUCUUAUUCACACGUGAAGCACAUACAGUUGCAAACCCUGUUUGCCAUCGGUGAGUUCGAAUACAGCUUGAUACACGCUCACCAAGGCUUUCAGAAACAUCCGACCACGGAUUUGGAGCACGGCAUACUGCAAGGGAACGAGACCAUCGAGGACUGCAUCGGCAUAGACACCUCGCCGAUAACUCUUCAACUUCUUUACCCGUGGAUACGCGAGCUCCAAGAGUAUCGCAAGUAUUUGGUGGAGAAGCUGAAGGAGGAGGUGGACGAGCUCGCAGGCAUAGAAGAGGAGCAAUCGAAGUUCAAAGUGAACGACCCUAUUGCCCAGGCGGAACUAUGGUUUAAAAAGUUGCAGCUCAUCUUCUCCCAGAUUUAUAUGGGACACUUGGCCAAGGACAAGGAAUUCCUGCAAUUUUUGGCCGAGAAUCCCGAGAAAUACGACUCGCCUAAUAAAGAGAGCUCCAUUAUACUUAACGAGAUGAUAUGGAGAAAUUACAACAGGUGCCUUCGUAGACAAAACGUUCUGCGGAUGCGGCAACCUCUUUACGUGAUGUUGUUCAAGCGGAGGCUUAAACCGGAGGGGUUCAGAAGGGCCCUAGAGGCCGAGAAGAAGCUGAAAAAGAACCUCAUCAUCGUGCAAGCCGACUUCUUGCUGAAUCGUCUGCACGAAAUUAGAAUGAAAAAGGAUUACAUCGAGUUCUUCAGAAUGGUGGACUGGAUAAAGGACAAAUUAGACUCGUUCUCCUCGAAGAUGUUCCCCUUAAAGGAGAAGUGUUUGAACGUGCUUUACAACAUGAUCGCGUGGACCUACAUAGACUCGCGCAAUGUGACCAACAUACAAGAUUUAAACCUUAAGAAGAUAUACCUGAAACACCAUUUGGGGAUUCGGGUAGCUGAAUUGCCACGAGACGUAGAUAUCGGUUGGAUAAAAGCCAUCGAUAGGAAAGAGGCUCUGAAAACGUACCGCAGGAGAUUGGCGAUGGCGUCCGAGCCGUUGGAGCUGGCCUGGCUUUUCCACGAGCUGUGCAAAUACUUGAUCGACAUACGCCGCUACGAUCUGGCGAGAUUCUACGGGAAGAAGGCCCGCGACAUGGGCCAGGAGGCCCAGAACGAGCAAUGGAUGCUGAAUUCCCAGCAUCUGUUCAUCCGUAUAGAGAUAUGCCAGAAUUAUCGGAACGAGGCGAAGGAGGCUGCCCUCAUCGCCCUUGCAAGCUCGAAGAAGCUCGGCCUCGACUUCCUGGUAGAUUUCUACAAACGAGCUGUCGAGAUAAUCGACGACAUAGACAUGGAGAAAUUGCUCGCGUUCGACGCGAUCGCCGCCAGGCAACAGCUCAUAUUGAACCUGAUGCCCGAGGACAUGAAGGCGGAGGUGGAUUUCCUUUGGAGGCGGAUGGAGGCGGUCCCGGCGAAGAGGAGGAUAUCCGUGAUGCCCGGCUGCAAACCGGUGGACAAGAAGUUCAAGCUGCCCUGCAAGAGGAAGACCAUAAUGCCACAACCGCCGAAGGAUCCGAUUAUAGAGACGAGGAAGGCGCUGCUGGCCCAGUUCGAGCCUUCCAAGGAGAGGCUUGGCUUCAUCGAUUUCGAUCAAUACGAUUAAUAAUCGGCUCGAGAACGAGAAGUGAUCGUCUUUCGUAAAAGUAGAUCGUACGAUUUAUCCAAGGAUUGGCUUAAUAAUUUCUCGAUGUGAACACGUAGAGCGAAGU